This is a messenger RNA of Alternaria rosae, 1712 nucleotides long. RefSeq lists its product as uncharacterized. Gene Ontology annotation, molecular function: metallocarboxypeptidase activity; zinc ion binding. Bases 335 to 1591 code for a protein of 418 amino acids. Lineage: Eukaryota; Fungi; Ascomycota; Dothideomycetes; Pleosporales; Pleosporaceae. The record is from RefSeq and is a predicted model, not a curated record. The transcript is spliced from 3 exons. Gene Ontology annotation, biological process: proteolysis.
AGCUGAUUCCACGAACAUGGUACACUCCGAACAAAAGGCAUGUAAUUAAUAUCCCAAGGCCACGAUAAGCUCGAAGGCGACCCAAGCAUCAUGCGCCUAGACGGGAUCAGCAGGGGCCAUAGCCAGCGAACUGCCUAAACCAGUAGGUACACAAACGCCAAGAUCAAGCAAUCAAACGCCAAGAUUCGCCUUCAACGAAUGAUUACACUUUGUAUACCGAAGUAACUGAAUGAGUGGGACAUCUCUUGCUUGAGACUAUAUAGCAUAGCUGGUGCCUUUGCUCCGAGUCUUUACGCUUCUCCUCCUUCAUCUUUACUGCUAUUCGUUCGUGGCAAUGAAGCUCCUCAACAUCGCCCUUGCCUCUCUAGGCCUUGCGUCUGCGGCCACAGUCAACACAAAGAAGGUCAACUACGAUGACUGGAAGGUGUACCGCGUCAAUGUCGGUUCUAAAGCUGCCAAAAUCGACGAUGUCAUGAGCAAGCUUUCACUUGACUUGUGGAAGGGCAAGCCAACAUCCAGCGAUGUGAUUGACGUUAUGGUACCACCUACGGCAGUCAAAGACUUCGAGGCGUCUACCAAGGAUAUAGAGACCAAGGUCAUGCACGACAACCUUGGCCGUUCUAUUGCAGACGAGCAAACCGUUAGCGUAUAUGCCGCCGGUGCAGCACCAAGUGCUUCUUGGUUCAACGCCUACCAUUCGAUUGCCGAUCAUAUGCAAUGGAUCACCGACCUUGCCAAGGCGUACCCAAACAACGCUGAAGUAGUCUCUGCUGGCAAAUCGGUUGAAGGCCGCGACAUCAAAGGUAUCCACAUCUGGGGCAGCGGCGGCAAGGGAUCCAAGAGAGCUGUAGUGUGGCACGGUACAGUACACGCACGAGAAUGGAUCACAACAAUGGUCGUCGAAUACGCUGCAUACCAGCUCCUCACAUCUACCGACUCCACUACGGCCGGAUUCAAGAACUCGUACGACUUCUACAUCUUCCCCAUCGUGAACCCAGAUGGCUUCGCCUACACCCAGUCAGCCGACCGUUUGUGGCGCAAGAACCGCCAGAGCACUCCCUCAGCGUCUUGCGUUGGUCGUGACAUCAACCGUAACUGGCCAUCCCACUGGGACCUACCCCAAGGCGCGUCGACCUCCCCCUGCGCACAAGAUUAUAAGGGCCCAUCUGCAGGCGACGGUGUAGAGACUAAGCUACUCAAGGCCCAACUCGACAGCCUAGCCGCCGGCCGAGGAAUCGCGCUAUACAUGGACAUCCACGCCUACAGCCAGCUCUGGAUGUACCCCUACGGCUACACCUGCUCAGGCGUCGUUCCCAACUCCUCCAAGUAUGCUUCCCUUACCAAGGGCGCCAUCGCUGCUGUCAAGGCUGUGCACGGAACUACGUUUACAGGAGGACCAAUCUGCAACACCAUCUACCAGGUUAGCGGCGACUCUGUAGACUACGCUUUCGAGGUUGCUAAGGCGAACUACUCCAUGACUGUUGAGUUGAGGGAUACCGGUAACUACGGAUUCGUCCUGCCGGCUGCGCAGAUCUUACCGAGUGGUGAGGAGAUGUGGGCUGGUUUGAGGUACUUGUUGGCGAACAUGUAAAUUGUGGGUUGUAUGCAAUGAGAAGUAUGUGUCGAUGGCGUUUGGAGAGUGGUGGGAUGUAGCAAUACCUUGAGAUGAUGAUAGCAUUCUUCGAUUCCUGUUCAUAGUAGAGUCAUGAGAA